Molecule: messenger RNA, 1110 nt
Organism: Coffea eugenioides
Lineage: Eukaryota; Viridiplantae; Streptophyta; Magnoliopsida; Gentianales; Rubiaceae
Product: multiple organellar RNA editing factor 3, mitochondrial
Exons: 4
Coding region: 19-807 (262 amino acids)
Biological process (GO): cytidine to uridine editing; mitochondrial mRNA modification
Cellular component (GO): mitochondrion
Source: RefSeq, a predicted model, not a curated record
CCAGCAGCAGCAGCAGCCAUGGCGCUAUUCGCCUCCCGGCGCACAUUAGCCACCCUUUUCAGCCGCACCGUAUCAUCUCCUUCUCGUGCCCGCCUCACUGUCCCUCUCCUCAAUCUCCAUAACGAAACCCCAGAGGCAGCUCCGAUCCCGUAUAACAUCCUAACCCGGAACAGAACAUCCGGGUCGGGCUACUCUCCCCUAAAUGACCCGUCACCCAACUGGAGCAACCGACCGCCGAAGGAGACGAUACUCCUCGACGGUUGCGACUAUGAACACUGGCUUAUCGUCAUGGAGUUCCCAAAUGACCCCAAACCCUCGGAUGAAGAAAUGGUUAACACUUAUGUUAAAACCCUAGCCUCUGUUGUUGGAAGUGAAGAGGAGGCAAAGAAGAAAAUUUACUCUGUUUGCACAACAACAUACACUGGAUUUGGUGCUUUGAUUUCUGAGGAGCUCUCAUACAAAGUUAAAGGUUUACCAGAUGUUCUGUGGGUUUUGCCUGAUUCAUAUCUUGAUGUUCCCAACAAGGACUAUGGAGGGGAUCUUUUUGUUGAUGGAAAGGUUAUUCCUAGGCCACAAUAUAGAUUCAAUGAGAGGCAACAAACCAGGAACAGGCCUCGUCCACGGUAUGAUAGACGACGUGAGACUAUGCAGGUUGAAAGGAGAGAGCCUAUUCGAAGAGAGGCCUGGUCUCCAAGUCAGCAAGCAGCGCCGCAGCAGCCAACACCAAUGAAUGGCCAGAAUGUACCUCAGAGUGGUGAGGGUGGUUAUCAACCAAACCAGGGAGGGUUUCAGGGGACAAAUGCCUGAAAAUCAUAGUUGUUGAAAGAUGAGAUUCCUCUGAAUUUAGUUAAGCUUGAGGGAUGGAUAGUAAUUUGGCCCGUCAUGUAUUGUCAAGUUAGCUGGUUAGGAAAGACUGCAUGUUACCUGGCAUGUCAGAACUCGUGUGAAUAUCCAUUGGGAUCUUUUGUAAUUGGUAUUUUACUUGAUUUAGUAGAAUGGCCCUUGAAGUAACUGAAACUUCAGCAGGCAUUUUCUUUAACUGCAACUAUAAGUUCCUUUUGAACCUUGAAUUCUUGUCCGAUUAAUAAGAGAUAGAACUGGAAAUGGUUA